Molecule: messenger RNA, 2316 nt
Organism: Plasmodium gonderi
Lineage: Eukaryota; Apicomplexa; Aconoidasida; Haemosporida; Plasmodiidae
Product: U3 small nucleolar ribonucleoprotein protein MPP10
Exons: 1
Coding region: 1-2316 (771 amino acids)
Biological process (GO): rRNA processing
Cellular component (GO): sno(s)RNA-containing ribonucleoprotein complex; Mpp10 complex; small-subunit processome
Source: RefSeq, a predicted model, not a curated record
AUGGAACUGGAAAAAGUGAAGAAAUACACAGAUCUCAUCAACGACUUUUCGAAACAUUGUGAUGAAUUUUUGAACGUAGAAAAUAAAGUGAGAAAAGAAGAAGAAAAAGAAAAAAUUAGUGCAAAGGAAAAAAAGGAAAUAAUAGAAAUUAUCGAAUAUUUUGCAAACAUUUUGACAAAAUAUUUUUAUAAUGAAUAUGAAAUAGAAGAAGACAUUUCUAUUGUAAACUCUGGAUUCGAUUCUGAACAAUUAUGGUAUUUUAUUGAAUGCUUAAUAAAAGAAAAUAAAUUACAAAAUUUAAACCUCUUUUUUAAUAAUUAUGAAAAUCGUUUAGAAAUUGAGAAGAAAACACACUUAAUGGAUACAUCAUUCCAUCAGGAUGUAGGUUCUUGUAUAGAAAAAAAAUCUUGUAAACGAUCCUUGACCGAUCGAGUUAAGGAAAAAAAUAUGAAAAACGCCAUUUCGAAAAAAAGAAGAAAAAUAAACAUAACGAAAAGUAAUGGCACUUAUAGAUCCAAGAGUGAUGUAGACAGAAUCCAAAAUAAAGAUCUGGACCAAACGAAUGAAGAGGACAGAUUUUUCAAUUACGAUGAAAUGCACCAAUUUUUGGAUCAAGAAGAUAACAAAAUUUUACAUGAACAGUCAGGCGAAAAUGUAGAAAAAAACGCACAGGACGAGGGCAGCUCAGGUACCGAUGACGAAGUGGACCUUAACCAGUUCGAGGGCGACUAUGAGGAGGCGGGGGCGUGGAAGUAUGGGGAUUUCUAUGGCGAAGACAAACUAGAAGAGGACGAACUAGAAGAGGACGAACUAGAAGAGGACGAACUAGAAGAAGACGAACUAGAAGAAGACAAACUAGAAGAAGACAAACUAGAAGAAGACGAACUAGAAGAAGAAGAACUAGAAGAAGACGAACUAGGAGAAGACGAACUAGAAGAAGAAGAACUAGAAGAAGACGAACUAGGAGAAGACGAACUAGAAGAAGACGAACUAGGAGAAGACGAACUAGGAGAAGACGAACUAGGAGAAGACGAACUAGGAGAAGACGAACUAGGAGAAGACGAACUAGGAGAAGACGAACUAGGAGAAGACGAACUAGGAGAAGACGAAUUGGGGGAGCGAGCUGGGACCAUGCACAAACGCAAAGAAUACGAAAUAGAGCGAGAGCUGAGCGAAAUAAACCAGUUUGACAGCAUGGACAACAUAGGGGUCGAGAGUUCUGAGGAGAGUAGCGAUGCGAAGGAAUUGCAAAUAGAAGUGGGAAAGGACAAGAGACAAAUAGAAAAGGAAUUGAUUGCGAAGAAACAUUGGUCUCUAACAGGUGAAGUGUUCGGGUACAAUCGUCCAAAGAAUAGUUUACUUAAAUUGAAUGUGGAUAUUCCUAAAGUGAACUUGGGACACAACGACACGUAUAUUAGUAAAACGGUUGGAGAAUUUUCAGAAAAAAACAGUGAUGAGUUGUUAGGCGGUGGAGAAGUAGAGGAUGGAGCGGACGGAGCGGAUGAAGUGAACAAGAGCAAGGACACGAUGUCAAAGAGGAGAAAGAAAGGAGAAAAUAAUUUGCUGAAUGAAGAAAUCGAACUAGUUGUGAAACAAAGAAUACAGAAUAUGCUUUUUGAUGAUGUAGAAAAGAAAGGAAUAGAAGAUUUAGAGGGUUUUGUAAAUUCAAACAAAGAUCAAGAUGGGAAUAUGAAUGAAGUAAACUUUGAUCAUUUAAAUUUUACAAAAAGUAAAUUGAGUUUAACUGAUGAGUAUACAAAAAAAUAUGAAGAAGAAAUAAAAAAUAGUCAAUCAAAAAACAAGGAAUUAAAUUUACAAAAAUUGGAAUUAAUGAAUUUAUUUAAAAAAAUUAUGCACUCUUGUGACUCAUUAUGUAAUGAUUUUUUCACACCAAAACCUGUUUUACUUAACGUUCAUAACAAAAAUGAUCAAAUUGCAAAUUUACAUAUUGAAGAAACAGUGCCAAUUAUUUUAUCUGACAAAAACAAAAAGGCACCCGAAGAAUUAUAUAGACCGGGACACAUCAAACAGAUGGAUGAAAUGCAUGAGAAGGAAAAAAAAUCCUUGAGAAAGUCCAAAAAAAUAAAAAGAAAAAAAAAAUUGCUUAAUCAGUUCAGGAAAAGUGGAAAAGGAAUUAUUGAAUUACAAAACCGAAAUCAGUACCUCCUCAGCAAAAAUCAAAAAAUUAAGGGAGAAAAAACGAACCUCUCCAAAUAUGGAGUAUCCUCAAAGAAUAAGCUUCUCUCCAAGCCGGGCAGUAAGUAUAACUUCGCUCACCACAUAUCCAAGGCCCAGGUUUUGGACAUGCGCGACUAA